Sinocyclocheilus grahami is the source of this 1455-nucleotide messenger RNA. Its product is annotated as doublesex- and mab-3-related transcription factor 1-like. Gene Ontology annotation, biological process: regulation of transcription by RNA polymerase II; sex differentiation. Gene Ontology annotation, cellular component: nucleus. The transcript is spliced from 3 exons. Gene Ontology annotation, molecular function: RNA polymerase II cis-regulatory region sequence-specific DNA binding; DNA-binding transcription factor activity, RNA polymerase II-specific. Bases 317 to 1312 code for a protein of 331 amino acids. The record is from RefSeq and is a predicted model, not a curated record. NCBI's taxonomy places the organism in Eukaryota, Metazoa, Chordata, Actinopteri, Cypriniformes, Cyprinidae.
GUUGCAUCAUCAUUAACCGCGUGGCGUUGUCAAUAACUCACAACGAGGAAAGUUAAAUAUUGAGAAGCGGGUAAGGUGAGCUGAAACUUAGUAACUAUGAGGUCAAUCACAGCUUCAUUCCGACAGUAGCUACAUAUCCACUGGCAAGCCAGGUGAGAGGCGCCUUCCAGGAAACAGCCAGAUUCUCUAGCACAGCUGAAUGGCUUAUAAUUACAAAACUCUUGCCUGUAGUUUCCACUAAGGCUUUUCUUUGCUUGCGCAUUGGAACAUAUCAAGUUUGCAUAUGAUGAGCUGCGUCGGUUCAUAAGAAUUAUAAAUGUCCACUAAGACGGAUAGAGACUCGCAGGUAGAAGUGACCCACCUAGAUUCCCUCAAAGCAGAAUGGGCUGAAGACAUGGACGAGGAGAGCGUUGACGGAAGGGAGGUGAUGAGGACAGAUGAAGCUCCAGCGCCCCGCAGACUCAGCCGCAACCCGAAGUGCGCUCGCUGCAGGAAUCACGGCGUCGUGUCGCGCCUCAAGGGCCACAAGCGCCUGUGUCGCUGGCGUGACUGUCAGUGCGCGAACUGUCUGCUGGUCGUAGAGAGACAGCGAGUGAUGGCAGCGCAAGUCGCCCUCCGGAGACAGCAGGCCACAGAGGGUAAAAAAGGUCAAAAAAACACCUCUGUUCUCAGACGCACAGCUUAUCAGUGCUACACGAGGGCACCUAGUCUCCUGGCAAAGAGUAUUCUAGAGGGCUACAAGCCACUUGUGCUGGAGGACUGGCCUAAGAGACUCCACCAACCCCCAGUCAGUGUUCGUAUGAGGAAGAGGAGAGCGUUUGCUGAUAAAGAGCUGGAGACUGUGAUGCUGGAAAGAGAGCUGAGGCAAAGAGAGAUGGAAGAGUUGCCUGCGCUCCUCCUCCAGGCUGUGGUGCCAUCUGCUCCCACUCUGUAUUUUUCCCCGCUGUCAAACCCAGUCAUGCCCACUUACAUGCCUGUGUCCAAAAGCGGCCCUCCUUUGACUGACUGUGAUCUCCCUCACCAUCAACACAUGCUUAAAUCCAAGACUUUAGAUUGCGGCACAGACAAACUGACAGACAGCGUCUCUCUAAGUGUGUGUGAGAACUGGGAUCUUUUCAAUUCGAUUCGGCCUCCACCGUGCUGCUACAGCACAAGUCCAGGUGACAACAUGGUUAAAAACAUGCGCUGCAGGUCAUUGGGACACGAGGCCUCUGUACACAUGGACUGUAUGGAGGGUGCAAAUAAAGACCCCAUCAAAAAAGCUGUAACACGGCCAUUACCUUUUUCUGUAGAGGCAUUGCUCAUGAGAUAAGAAUAUUUUUUAAAGCUAACACUUUACAAUAGGUUUCAGUUUGCUAACACAAGGUAUUACAUUACAUUAACAACCAAUGUAAUUUUUUACACUAUUAAUGUUGAUAUCUACAUACACUAAUAAAUUUUUAACAUUUCAAGUUA